This is a messenger RNA of Oncorhynchus masou masou (cherry salmon), 570 nucleotides long. Its product is annotated as small ribosomal subunit protein uS15-like. Gene Ontology annotation, molecular function: structural constituent of ribosome; small ribosomal subunit rRNA binding. Gene Ontology annotation, biological process: translation. Lineage: Eukaryota; Metazoa; Chordata; Actinopteri; Salmoniformes; Salmonidae. The record is from RefSeq and is a predicted model, not a curated record. The coding region runs from base 77 to 532 and encodes 151 amino acids. The transcript has 6 exons. Gene Ontology annotation, cellular component: ribosome; nucleolus; cytosolic small ribosomal subunit.
CUGACGUCAUUUCCCCACACAGACACAAAGUCGUCCUUUCAGUUGGCUGGAAGGCCUCUCUUCCUCUACCGCCAUCAUGGGUCGCAUGCACGCUCCAGGAAAGGGCUUGUCCCAGUCGGCGUUGCCUUACAGGCGAAGUGUCCCCACUUGGCUGAAGCUGGCCUCUGAUGAUGUCAAGGAACAGAUCUUCAAGCUGGCCAAAAAGGGAUUGACCCCCUCUCAGAUUGGUGUCAUUCUAAGGGACUCCCACGGUGUGGCCCAGGUGCGUUUUGUCACCGGCAACAAGAUUUUGAGGAUCCUCAAGACCAAGGGCCUGGCCCCAGACCUCCCAGAGGACCUGUAUCACCUCAUCAAGAAGGCUGUGGCUGUCAGGAAGCAUCUGGAGAGGAACAGAAAGGACAAGGAUGCCAAGUUCCGCCUGAUCCUCACCGAGAGCAGGAUCCACAGGCUGGCCCGUUACUAUAAGACCAGGAGAGUAGUUGCUCCCAACUGGAAGUAUGAGUCGUCAACAGCUUCUGCUCUGGUGGCAUAAUCAUCACGUUUUGGAGAAAUAAAGAAUUUGGAUUCAAA